This is a messenger RNA of Acaromyces ingoldii, 869 nucleotides long. RefSeq names its product DUF1640-domain-containing protein. The transcript has 4 exons. Gene Ontology annotation, cellular component: mitochondrion. The record is from RefSeq and is a predicted model, not a curated record. NCBI's taxonomy places the organism in Eukaryota, Fungi, Basidiomycota, Exobasidiomycetes, Exobasidiales, Cryptobasidiaceae. The coding region runs from base 29 to 748 and encodes 239 amino acids.
CUCAGAUUCAUCAGUGCCGCGACCUCAGAUGAUGCUGUUCCGAACAGUCCUUCCCGCGCGCAGCACGUCCUCGCUCGUCGCCUCUUCAUCCUCCUCUUGGACACCAUGGCAGUCUCAGCAAGUCGGCAGAGCUGGCAGGCUCGCCAUCGCAGCGCAAGCGCAUGCGCGGGCUCGAGCACAACCAAUAUCGACGAGCGCCCCGAGACCGGCGUUCCACUUUGACACGCAUGGCUUCGUCACACGUCUCGAGGCGUCCGGCAUGCCCCGUCAGCAGGCCGAUGCCCUCGUGACGGCACUCGGAGAUGUCGUUGAGGAGAGCAUCAGCGGGCUGGAAAAGGGUCUGGUCAGCCGAGAAGAGGGCGAGCGAUGGCGGUACAGCCAGAAGGUCGACUUUGCGAGGCUCAAGUCCGACAUUCAGCUCCUGGAGAGAAACGACUUUGCGCUGAUGAAGUCGGAAAACGAGCGACUGAUGGCCGAUGUCGAGAAGCUCAAGCAGAGGCUCAGGGAGGAGAUCACGAGGACGACGGCGGGGGUGAGACUCGAUCUCAACUUGGAGAAAGGGCGCAUUCGCGAUGAGAGCUCGGUGCAUGCCCUCAAGAUCAAGGAGGUGGACACUCGGAUCGAGUCAGAGAUUGCAGGUCUGCGCUCCCUUAUCGCAACAGCUAAGAUCAAUGUGCUCCAGUACCUCGUCGGUGUGGCCACUGGUGCAGGAGCCUUGCUGUUGGCGUACCUCAGGAUGUUCAAGUAGGCAACGCCCUCUUAUACCCAAGAAAUCAGACAUAGUAUGAUAAGAGUAACGGAGUAGAUCAUAGGCGUCUCAUUGGUGGGAAAGGAGAAGGUGUAAAAGAGUCUCUGUAAGAAUACAACAC